Cynocephalus volans (Philippine flying lemur) is the source of this 1025-nucleotide messenger RNA. Its product is annotated as pre-mRNA-splicing factor SPF27-like. The record is from RefSeq and is a predicted model, not a curated record. The transcript has a single exon. Gene Ontology annotation, cellular component: precatalytic spliceosome; Prp19 complex; catalytic step 2 spliceosome. Gene Ontology annotation, biological process: mRNA processing. NCBI's taxonomy places the organism in Eukaryota, Metazoa, Chordata, Mammalia, Dermoptera, Cynocephalidae.
UCCCCAGAAUGGCGGGCACUGCGCUGGUGGCCAGAGAGGUUGUAGUGGAUGCCCUGCCGUAUUUUGAUCAGGGUUAUGAAGCUCCUGGUGUGCGGGAAGCGGCUGCAGCGCUGGUGGAGGAGGAAACUCUCAGAUACCGACCUACUAAGAACUACCUGAGCUACCUGACGGCUCCAGAUUAUUCUGCUUUUGAAACUGACAUAAUGAGAAAUGAAUUUGAAAGACUGGCUGCUCGACAACCAAUUGAGUUACUCAGUAUGAAACGAUAUGAGCUUCCAGCUCCUUCCUCGGGUCAGAAGAAUGACAUUACUGCAUGGCAAGAAUGUGUAAACAAUUCUAUGGCCCAGUUAGAGCAUCAAGCACUUCGAAUUGAGAAUCUGGAACUAAUGUCGCAGCAUGGGUGUAAUGCCUAGAAAGUAUAUAAUGAAAAUCUUGUUCAUAUGAUUGAACAUGCACAGAAAGAGCUUCAGAAGUUAAGGAAACAUAUUCAAGAUUUAAACUGGCAGCGAAAGAACAUGCAACUCACUGCUGGAUCUAAAUUGAGAGAAAUGGAGUCAAAUUGGGUAUCCCUUGUUAGUAAGAAUUAUGAGAUUGAACGGACUAUUGUGCAACUAGAAAAUGAAAUCUAUCAAAUUAAGCAGCAACAUGGAGAGGCAAACAAAGAAAACAUCCGCCAAGACUUCUGAAAGGACAGAUUAGUUUUGUGGGAAGAAAGGAAGAAAAGUUAGGCUUUGACAGAGUAUCAGUCAUCUGUACUUUCUCUGAACCGUGAAGGACAAAAGCAUCUGAUGGACACCGUUGAUGGUUAAAUGUUUAGAAAUUAUAGAAUGUGGGACUGUUAAUUCUUUUUUGUAUGUCUUAGCAAAAUAAGAAUUUUCAGCUUGGUGGUAUUUUUACAGCCGUAGGUAUGAUCUUAUGGUAGAAGAAUAAUAUGUUUGGACCAUAUUUUAUAUCCAAGGACCUUUAUUUAAAGCUUUCAACACAUACAAGAGGUUGGAAACUUUUGAUUUAUGCCUUUGUCUAAU